Molecule: messenger RNA, 538 nt
Organism: Paramecium octaurelia
Lineage: Eukaryota; Ciliophora; Oligohymenophorea; Peniculida; Parameciidae
Source: the annotation of a GenBank genome assembly
AUGAAGAUGCAAUUGAAUGUUUUAAUGAAGCCAUUCUAAAUCUGUUUGUGAAUUGAUUAGCAAGGGUAAUUUAUUGUUAAUUAUUAUUAUAUAGGGUAAUGCAUUAUACAAUUUGAACAAUUAUGAAGAAACAAUAGAAUGUAUUAAUGGAGCUAUAUCUACAUCUGUUGAGGCAUUUAUUAGUAAAGGUAAUUUAUUGUUUAAUAUAUUAUAUAGGUAUUGCAUUAUACAAUUUGAUACAUCUAUUGAUCUUAAAUCUGUUGAUUCAUGGACUAAUAAGUAUAAUUUAUUGUUUAUAAUAAAGAAGCAAUUCAAUGUUAGAAUGAUGCUAAAUCUAUUGAUGCAAGGAUUAACAAGGGUAAUGAAUUUUUAAAUAUUCAUUUAUAGGUAUUACAUUUAUACAAUUUCGAAUCAAUAUGAUGUAUGCAAUUAAAUAUUAUAAUUGUUCAUAGAUUAAAAAGGGUAAUUUAUUGUAAAAUAUUGAUAUAUAGGUAUUGUAUUACACAAUUUGAAUCAAUAUGAAGAAGUUAUGUAUUGA